Molecule: messenger RNA, 1293 nt
Organism: Aspergillus puulaauensis
Lineage: Eukaryota; Fungi; Ascomycota; Eurotiomycetes; Eurotiales; Aspergillaceae
Product: BAR domain protein
Exons: 5
Coding region: 1-1293 (430 amino acids)
Cellular component (GO): cytoplasm
Molecular function (GO): protein binding
Source: RefSeq, a predicted model, not a curated record
AUGAAUGUCAACAAGAGACUCGACCGCUUCAAGCAAUGGGCUGGGGAGAGAAUGGGUGGCGAGGUCAAGACUAAUGUCUCCGACGACUUCAAAGCUCUGGAAACGGAAAUGGGCGUCCGCCAUGAAGGUAUCGAUCGUAUCCACAAGUCUAUGACCGCCUAUGUCAAGUCCGUUUCGAAGCGUAGCGAAGGUGAUGACAAGGAAAAGACACUGCCUAUUGGCCACCUAGGUGGUACAAUGAUCACUCAUGGAGAGGAUUAUGAUGCCAAUUCUGAUUAUGGACGUUGUCUUACGACAUUCGGAAGAGCAGAGGAGCGUCUUGCUCGCAUUCAAGAGACAUAUAUUGCUCAGGCGACGUCGAGCUGGCUUGAGUCGCUGGAGCGAUCCAUGACCCAGUUGAAAGAGUACCAGUCAUCUCGCAAGAAGCUGGACAAUCGGCGCCUGGCGUACGAUGCAUCUCUCUCAAAGAUGCAGAAAGCGAAAAAGGAAGACUUCCGCGUGGAGGAGGAGUUAAGGACACAGAAGGUUAAAUACGAAGAAGCCACCGAUGAGGUACACCGCAGGAUGAUCGACAUUAAGAACACUGAGCCUGAGAAUGUUAUGGAUUUGGAAGCUUUCCUGGAUGCGCAGUUGGACUACCAUGAGCAGUGCAGGGAGGUCCUUCUUCGGUUGAAGAACGAGUGGCCCAAUGAGCAAGCUUUCAGUCAGCCCUCAAACGGCCACCGUGGGACGCGCUCUCCUUCAAACACUGUCCAUUCACAUCAUGACCGUUUCGGGCCUCUGCAUGAGGAACAUACAAAUAGUGUUGAGGCACGACCCGUGGUUCGAUCCAAUACACACAACUUCAUUGAAACACCAGUCAGAAAAGUCUACGCACAAGAUACAUCACCUCAUCGGCCGGUCUUGAACCGCACCCCUACAUUUGAAGGCCCGACGCAGUUGCGGCAGGUCCACGAGCACCCCGUUGCUACUCAAUGGGCAACUCGGGCAAACAGUGAGAAUUUUGUUUCAAGGAGGGACAGCAUGCAGAGCCGUCCAUUUAGUAGAGUGGUUCCAGAAGCCACGGAGGAUGCCGGAUAUCACAGUGGCAGUGUGUCUGAUCGCUCCGACACCAGCUGGAUAGAAUCUCGUCAAUCGCCAUUUGGCAACUCGGUGUCAAGACGAACCAGUUCGGGCACCUUGAGCGGUGUCACGCAAAAGAAAGCUCCUCCACCUCCACCACCCUCUCGCGCAAAGAAACCUGCGCCCCCACCGCCAAUGAAACGCCCUAUUCUCAGCGCAGCUCAAGUAUGA